AGGAGAAGGAGAGGGGCUUCCGCCCGCGGGCCGCCCGGGUUUUGGGCAGAAAACGAAAAGGAGCUUCAUUUACCCAUACUGUGCAUGCGCCAGUGCUUUUGCGCAUGCUCAGAUGCACCGUGUAGGUGCCGCUCGCGGAUGGCUGGAGCGAAGGGAUGAUGCUGCCGCCCGGCUCGGGAGGAGGAAGAGGAGGAGGAGGAGGAAGAAGAAGAUGGCGCUGGCCGGGCCCGGCUCCUGCUCCGCCUCCUGCUCCGCGUUCCGCUUCGCCCCGGCCCGGCUCCGCUUCGGCGCCCGGCACCCCUUCUUCGAGUGGCCGGGAGUUCCUCUGCCCGGCGGGCGGCUGCUGCCAGGCCUUGGGCUCGCUGGAGGGCCUGGAGCACCACUACAACCUGCUGCACCGGGAGGUCUGCUCCUGCUGCCGGCGCGCCUUCCCCUCCGCCCACCUGCUGGACCUCCACCUGCUGGAGUGGCACGACUCCCUCUUCCAGCUCAUGGCCCAGAAGCACGACAUGUACCAGUGCCUGGUUGAGAGCUGUACCGAGAAGUUCAAGAGCAGCCAAGCACGGAAAACUCACCUAGUCAAAGUGCAUCGGUACCCACCCGAUUUCCGGUUUGAUAAACCCCUGCAGUCGAAAAGCAGCACAAGGCAGCCAAAGCCGCUGUCGAGGGAGAGCGCCGUGCCGAUGGAAGUGGCUGCGGAGGAGGCGGAGCGUCAGUCGCAGGGCGAUGCCAUGGAAGUGGGUCCCAGCCAGAGCACCGCGGAGGAGGAGGAGGAGGAGGAGGGGGCUGCCUGCCUGCUGCCUGGGCCCGAGAGCACCCCGGCCUUGCCUGUGGCUGAGAAGCGGCUCUACAGAUCCCGAAUCCCACCCACCAUUUGUUUUGGGCAAGGGGCCACUCGGGGCUUCAAAGGCAGGAAGAAGAAAGCCUGACGGAGCCAGUUGGCGUGCCAGGAAGGAUCUCCAAAGCAUGGAGGAGCGGCGGCGGCACAGAGGAAGAGCUGGGCCAGCUUCCUCCCUGGGCAGAGGGCAGGCGCCAUGGCGAAUGUGCUGGCAUGCCGAGAGGGGAGGAUACCAUACCAAGACGCUCCCCUGGCAAGGCAGAGCCAGCCUAGAGCCUGAAAGCAAUCGGGGAAAGUUCCCAAUAAAAUCUUGAGCGCUUCUCUAGCGCUGUAGGAGAUCCAAAGCAUUGCAGAGUUACUUGCAGCACAAGCUUUAACGGCAGGUCAGGACGGCCUCUAAACUGCAGGGGAGCUUGGUUGAAGUUCGCGGUAAUGGGUCUCUGCGUGUAUGUGGCCUCUCAUGCUCAUGUUUUCAAGAACUGAGAUGCCAGCAUGAGGAAUCCAGGAAGCAGAUUCGCACAGGGUAGUGGGGAGGGAGGGAGGGAGGGAUCUUGGUGCUUUCCAGCAUAAGGGGGAGGUGUGGGAAAGGUCCCUCCCCCCCACGAGCUUAGCAUUUAAAGUUUGACAAUUGGAAGAGAACGAGGGGAGGGGAGCAGGUGACGACUGGGAGCAGAUGCUGUGGCUGGUAGUCACGAGCCCCUCCCUGCCCCCGGUCUCUUGACGUGGGUGGUCAUAUCUCACAUCAGGGCUUUCCACGGAGGGGUGGGGAGGGGAGGGGAGGGGAGGGGAAGAACUCAAACUGUCCUUUAAGGUAAGAAGGACCUGGUGACCGGAGAAGGGUGGCCCAGCUGGCCUCGGACUCCAUGCAGGCAUCCUGCAGCCUCUUGAUCACUCUGUGCCUCAUGUGCCUUUACGUGGUGAGGGAAAUAAAGAUGAGACCAAGAGGAUGUGGCACUUCAAACCCAUCUGAGUGUCUUCCAUAGAUUCUUUUGUUUAGAUAGGUGUAUUUAGAAUAUAAAGAAUAUAUAGCAAUAGUCUUAAGCUGGUCUGGCAAAUAAUUUCAGAGUCCAAGACUGGCUCCAUCAUAAGAACAGCCCUGCUGGAUCAGGACCAAGAAGGCCCAUCUAGUCCAGUAUCCUGUUUCACACAGUGGCCAAGCAAGUUGUAUGCGACAGACCCAGUCCUAAACAACAGCCAAUCCACGAUGGCGUGAUCUGGCUGGCUACACGUAGGAGUAUGUAGAUGCAUACAUAUAGAGACAUAGGUGGAGCGGAGACAGGUAUCCAUUUCCCAGUGAGACAAGGACCCAAAGAAGCCUCCAACUGUGCUUAGGGUUGGGUAGGGUGAGGGUGAGGUGCAGACACUAAAAAACAUAAGAACAGCCCUGCUGGAUCAGGCCCCACAAGGCCUAUCUAGUCCAGCAUCCUGUUUUGCACAGUGACCCACCAGAUGCCACUGGAAGCCUACAGGCAGGAGCUGAGGGCGUGCCCUCUCUCCUGCCAUUACUCCCCCUCAACUGGGACUCAGAGGCAUCCUGCCUUUGAGGCUGCAGGUGGCCCACAGCCCUCCAACUAGCAGCCAUUGAUAGACCUCUCUUCCCUGAAGUUAUCCAAACCCCUCUUCAGGCCAUCCAGGUUGUUGGCUGUCACUACAUCUCGUGGGAGAGAAUUCCACAAGUGGAUUAUGGAUUGUAUGAAAAAGUACUUCUGUUGGUUGGGCCUAAAUUUCCUGGCAAUCAAUUUCAUGGAGUGACCCCUGGUUCUAGUGUUAUGUGAGAGGGAGAAGAAUUUCUCUCUCUCCACUUUCUCCACACCAUGCAUGAUUUUAUUAGAGCUCUAUCAUAUCUCCCCACUGUCGUCUUUUUUCUAAACUAAAAAGCCCCAGGUGUUGUAGUCUUGCCUCAUAAGAAAGGUGCUCUAGGCCCCUGAACAUCUUGGUUGCCCUCUUCUGCACCUUCUCCAGUUCCACAAUGUUCUUUAGAUGUGGUGACCUCAUCUAAGCUAACUGGCCUGUAAUUUCCCAGAUCGCCCCUGGAUCCCUUUUUGAAAAUGUGUUAUAUUUGCUACUCUCCAGUCCUCGGGUACAGAGCCUGAUUGUAGGGAUAAGUUAUAUAUUUUGGCAUGGAGAUCAGCAAUUUCAAGGACUCUUGGAUGAAUGAUGUCUGACCCUGAUGAUUUGCUAGUCUUCAAAUUUUCCAGACAAUUUAGAACAUCAGCUCUUCUCACUUCUGACUCAGUUCUUUAGCCUCCAUCCCCAAAAAGCCUGUUUCAAAACAUGGUAUAUGCUCAGUAUUCUCUGCCGUGAAGGUAGAUGCAAAGAACUCAUUGAGCUUCUCUGCAACCUCCAUAUCCUCCUUAAUAAUCACUUUCACUCCCUCAUUAUCUAAUGGUCCAACCAUCUCCCUGGCAGGUUUCCUGCUUCUGGUGUAUUUCAAGAAGUUUUUGUUAUUCCCCUUGAUGCUUUUAGCAAAAUGUUCCGCAAACUCUCUUUUUGCCUCCCUUAUUGUCACCUUGCAUUUCUUUUGCCAGAGUUUGUGUUCCUUUCUGUUCUCUUCAUUUGUGCAGGCUCCAGAUCUUUUACAGAUUUCACAGAUUUACGGAUCUUUUACACACACACAGUUUUAAAACAGAGAAUUUGGGACCUGUAGAAACAAAAGGAACUGAGUAGGGUCUUUAUUGGAGUUUAUAAUGAUUACUUUUAAAGUUACUCAUUUCUGGCAACUUAUCUUACAUAUUUGUCUGCUCUGACCCAAAGGAGAGCAUUCUCCCUGGCUCGAUUCAGUGUUUUGCCAUCUAUGGAUUUGGAGAGAAAGUAUAAGGGCGUUCCUUAAAAGGCUCAACUAUCUCCCUGUGGUGCAGAUGUGGGAGAUACAGCUGCACAUGUGCUUUUAUAUUGUACCUUUUACAAAACUAUCCGUACCUCCUGGCUCGAACCUUUCUUGAGCAAAUUUCCAGGACAUCAGGAUGAGUUCUAUGUUGAGCUCUUCCUGUCAGUCCAGCACAAGGAAAUUACCAUGGCUACGGCUAGAUUUUGUGCAGCUGCUAUAAAAAUAAAUGUUUUAACAAAAUUUCAA
Molecule: messenger RNA, 3911 nt
Organism: Hemicordylus capensis (graceful crag lizard)
Lineage: Eukaryota; Metazoa; Chordata; Lepidosauria; Squamata; Cordylidae
Gene: ZNF511
Product: zinc finger protein 511
Exons: 5
Coding region: 156-929 (257 amino acids)
Source: RefSeq, a predicted model, not a curated record